AUGGUGAAGAAGAAGAAGAAGAAGCUGCAUAGAAUUGUUGAUAUUGAAAGGAUGAACAACAUGCAAAGUGAAAACAAGAAGAGGGUAUCAGCAAAGGGCAAGAUCAACGGCUCACAAUGGUCUGAUGAUAGUGUUAAUCGUGGCAAAGGAAAACAAAAACAGUACCCCAUGCAGCUGCAGGUUGACUCUGCAGAGAGUUUCUACAACAGACUCAGUGAGCUGUAUGAGUCUUGGGGGCUGAACCUAGUCUUUAAUGCAAGAGAAACAAUGUUGGACUUGCAUCUCUUUUACAAAGAAGUGACUGUUAGGGGAGGAUUUCAUCUGGUUACUAAGGAUAGGAGAUGGGAUGAAGUUGCGUUUGCUCUUAAAUUGGAAGGAAACAAUAUGAAGUUUCAUACUCAACUUCAAAUACUUUAUGCACUUUUUCUGUACAAGUUUGAGCUAACUUACUUCUAUAGGGAACCAGCAAAAGCAGCUAGAGCUUCAGAUUGCUCAGGAAUGAAGCGGAAGAGUGGGGACAAUUUAUUUGAUUUUACAACUAUUGAAGAUAAUGUAGUGAUGAAGAAGAUGUGCAAGGACAAUGCUUUUCCAUUGUUGCCAGGUCCUAGAACUGCAGAGCCAAAACUGUCCCCACAGACGCCAUCCAAAAACAAAGAGACAAAGAAACGUCCAGGUGCUCAACGGGGGCUAAGGACUGCAUAUCACAUCUUCAUGAAGGAGGAAUGUACUCGACUAAGGACUGCUCAUGGGGACAGUUUGGAGCGCCAAAAUGUCCGAGAAAUGGCACUUGUUGCAUGGAGAAGCCUCUCCGAGAGGGAGCGACAGCCAUAUAUCGAGGAAAGUAUGAAAGAAAGGGAAAGAGUGAAAGAAAUGGCUACCUUCAAAGAAAGGGAAAAAAUGAAAGAAAUGGCAGCCUUCAGCGAUUGCCAGAACCUGCAAAUUACAAAGACUCAUGAGACUUGCCUGGAUGGUGACUACCAUGUGACUUUGGAAACUGAGGUAGAGAACUUCCUUGUGCCUGAUGAAUCAACUGUCAACUUGGCCAUUACAAUGAUGAAUGACCCUAUACUUCAGAUUGACUGCUUUGGGUCUCUCGACGUACCAGCUGAAGGAUCCAAUUUGCUCUAGAGCUUCAGUUUGUGGAGUUUCUUUUGUGAUGGGGGAAGGUGCCCUAUAUAAAUUAGAAGAUGGGUACUUGUACUGUUUGUACUAUUGUACAUGCAUCCUUCUUUGGUCUGUCUUUUGCAUAUAGUAGUGUUUUCUUUUGGAGCUUUUGAAUAUGUGUACAUGUUUCCCAUCGGCCAUAUGAGCUUCUAUCAUUAUCUUUUUUUGUUUAGGCAGCAGCUAAAAGAGUAGAAGUGCAUUACAGACCCUCCACUUGUAUCAAUUUUGUAUCAGUCAAAAGGUGUUUUAGUUGACCUACACAAUUUUUUUUUCAAUCUUUUGGUUUCCUUGGAGAAAUUCGUGAACAGAAAUGCUAAACAUGUUCACUUUCUUAUGC
Messenger RNA from Quercus lobata, 1501 nucleotides. Its product is annotated as high mobility group B protein 10-like. Bases 1 to 1128 code for a protein of 375 amino acids. Gene Ontology annotation, molecular function: DNA binding. The record is from RefSeq and is a predicted model, not a curated record. NCBI's taxonomy places the organism in Eukaryota, Viridiplantae, Streptophyta, Magnoliopsida, Fagales, Fagaceae. The transcript has 6 exons.